Messenger RNA from Patiria miniata (bat star), 5434 nucleotides. Its product is annotated as structural maintenance of chromosomes protein 4-like. The record is from RefSeq and is a predicted model, not a curated record. Gene Ontology annotation, cellular component: chromosome. Gene Ontology annotation, molecular function: protein binding; ATP hydrolysis activity; ATP binding. The transcript has 25 exons. Lineage: Eukaryota; Metazoa; Echinodermata; Asteroidea; Valvatida; Asterinidae. Bases 177 to 4034 code for a protein of 1285 amino acids. Gene Ontology annotation, biological process: mitotic chromosome condensation.
UGAGGACGAGGUAGACAAUGGACAUCGAUUGAUUGAACGAGCCUAAUAUUAGGCAUUGUCCAAUCACAAUCUUCGUUAAAAAGGCGGUCAAUGCACAGCGCCAUUUUCAAUUCUACUUGUUUUGAAUUGACAGAGCAAAUUGGUGCCUUUGCAGCAUCAUUUUUGGGUUGUACAAAAUGGAUGGACAAAUUGAGGAACCUAUGGAGACAAAUGCUGAAUCACAGGAGAAUAAAGAGAAUGAGCCUUCUCCAAGCCAGACUGACCCACCGCGGAGUAUCAGCCAUGAAACAUCAAUCAACACUUCACAGUCCAGUGUCAAUAGUGCAGCUAAACGUCCAUCACCAGAUGAACCCAGACUCAUGAUCUCCAAGAUUGUCACAGAAAAUUUCAAGUCCUAUGCUGGGAAGAUCUCCCUUGGCCCAUUUCACAAGAGCUUCUCAUGUAUAAUUGGACCCAACGGAAGUGGCAAGUCCAAUGUAAUAGAUUCCAUGCUGUUUGUGUUUGGCUAUCGUGCUGCCAAGAUCCGCUCCAAGAAGCUCUCAGUCCUGAUCCACAAAUCAGAACAGCAUCGUAACCUGACCAGCUGCACUGUAGCGGUCCACUUCCAGAAGAUCAUCGACACUGGGCCGGGUGACAAUGACUACAAUGUGGUUCCCAACAGCACCUUUGUGGUCUCUCGUACUGCUUAUCAAGACAGCAGCAGCAAUUAUUACGUGGAUGGAAAGAAAGUCUCUUUCAAAGAGGUCACUGCUCUGCUCAAGUUGAGUGGUGUUGACCUGGAUCAUAACCGGUUUUUGAUCCUACAGGGUGAGGUUGAACAGAUAGCCAUGAUGAAGUCUAAGGCUCAGACAGAGCACGAGGAAGGCAUGUUGGAGUAUCUAGAGGACAUCAUUGGCAGCAACCAGUACAAAGAACCUAUUGAGGAGAUGGCUAAGGCAGUGGAACAACUUAAUGAAGAAAGAGGAGAAAAGUUGGGUCGCGUGAAGGCUGUUGAAUCUGAAAUGGAGCAACUUGAGAAACCCAUGAAGGAAGCUCAGGAAUUCCUCAAGACAGAGAAUGAAAUCACCAAGAAAAAGCACAAGCUGUUCAGCAAAUAUGUUCAGGACUGCAAUGUGAAUGAGAAGAAAUCAGAAGAGAAGCGAAACAAAGUGGCCGAGGCCUUCAAGGAGAUGAAAGAAGAACUGGACAAGUUUGCUGAGGACAACAAGACCAAAACAAAGGAAAACAAGAAAAUAUUCAAGACGUAUGAAAAACUGUCAGAGAUUGCAGAACAGAAGAAGGCAGACUUUGCAGAGUUUGAACAACAAGAUGUGAAGUGUCGGGAAGACCUGAAACAUACCAAGGAGAAACAGAAGAAACUUGUCAAGAGUCUGCAGAAAGAAAAGACCAAAUUGGAGGAGUUACAAGCAGUGCCAGCCAAGAGUGAGCAGGAGAUUAAGGAGCUGGAGGCCGGUAAGGAAACUUUGGAGAAAAGACUGAAAACAGAAGAAGCUAAGAUGGGAGAGAUUAUGGCCUCCCUCAAGACAGAGACACAGGAUCUACAAGCUGAGAAAGAUGUGAAAGAAGAGCAGUUGAUGGGUAUGCAGAAGGCUGUCAACGAGGCCAAGUCCAAGAAAGCUGAGGCAGACUUUGAGCUUGAGACUCAGGUCAAGAAACAAGGCAGUGCCAAGGCUAAGCUGGAGAAGGCUAAAGCUGAUCUGGAGAACACGACAACGACGCUAGCUGAACGGAAAGGUUCCAUCAAGGAAUUGGAGCGGCAAAUCCCACAGCUCCAGAGCCAACUGCCCAAGGCCCAGAGUGACCUAGCCACAAUCAAGCAAGCCGAGGCCAAGGCUUCUCAGGAGCUGCACGCCUUGGUCACCAAGGUAGAAGAGGCUCGUAGCUCCUUACAAUCUGCCAGGGAUCGUGGGGCGGUCCUGGAGGGGCUGAUGGAGCAGGCAAGACGGGGCAAGAUUACAGGCAUUCAUGGAAGAUUGGGUGAUCUUGGAGCCAUUGAUGAGAAAUAUGACGUAGCCAUCUCUACUGCCUGUGGUGCACUGGAUAACAUCGUGGUGAACAACAUUGAGACAGCAGAGAAAUGUGUCAAGUUUUUGAGAGAUAACAAUGUGGGGGUUGCCACCUUCAUCGCUAUGGACAAGAUGGAAGAGCGGGCUAGGAAUGCACAAGUGAAGUUCAAUGCUCCAGAGAAUGUUCCCCGUCUUUAUGACCUAGUGCGCAUGAAGGAUCCCAAGUUUGCUGGAGCUUUCUACUAUGCUCUGGGUAACACACUGGUAGCCAAGGACCUAGACCAAGCUACUAGGAUUGGACUGCAGGGAAGCAAGCGCCAUCGUGUGGUCACACUGAAUGGACAGCUGAUUGAGGCAACAGGCACAAUGAGUGGUGGGGGCAAGCAGGUGGCCAAGGGACGCAUGGGCUGUGCCGUGGUGGUGGACAUCACCCCAGAGCAGUUUGCUGCCAUGGAGCGUGAGCUGGAGGCUAAACGCACAGCCACAGCUGAGUGUAGGGACAGGCUGAGAGAGUUAGAGCAAGGGGCCCAUGAGCUGGAGAAACAACUGAAUGAAACCAAACUGACUCUCAAGAAACACAAUAUGGAUAUAAAGGCCAAGGCUGAGCAGGAGGUGACAUUACGAGACCAGAUCAAGGAACUAGAGACAGUGUAUAAGAACUCAGGCAAGGAUGUUGACAUGACUGCACUGGAGAAGAAUGCUGCCAAGUACACCAAGGAAUACAACAAAGUGGCUGAUGCUGCAGCCAAGGUUGAGGGAGAAGUCAAGGUCUUACACGAUAGAAUCAUGGAGAUAGGAAGCACUAAGAUGAAAUCUCAGCAGGCUAAGCUGGAUAAGGUGACUAAGGAAAUUGAUGAAACUUCCACAGGCAUCACCAAGGCCAAGGUGGCCAUCAAGAAUGCUAAAAGGAACAUCAAGCGUGCAGAGGAGAGUGUGGAGAACAUGGAAAAGGAAGAGAAGGAGAACGCUGAGACAAUGCAGAAGAUUGAGGUGGAAUUUAAGCGACUUGAAGAUGAUGCUACAAGGGUUUUGGAGGCGUUCAGAGAGGCGGAGAUGCAAAUGAAGGACAUGGAGGGCCAACUGGAAAAGAGCAAAGUUGAGCUUGAGAAACUUCAGCAGCAAGAGUCUGAGAUCAAGAAGAGACAGGUAGAGGUCAAACAUGAGCUGGAGAAAUACGACUCUCUGGUCAAAGAGAACCAACAGAAAGGCAAACACUGGAAGAAAGAGCUCGGGAAGCUGGAGCUGCAUGCUCUGGUCGGAGAGACCUCUGAAUCUCUCGAGGAGCUGAGUGAGGAACAGUUGGCCGGUAUUGAUACAGAGGAAGUCCAGUAUGAGAUCACAGUCUGUGAGGAACAGCUAGCCAAGAUGAGCCCCAACCUGGCUGCUAUACAACAGUACAAGAAAAAGGAGGAAGCCUACCUAGCUCGCGUAGCAGAAUACGAUGCCCUGACUGAGUCUCGUAAUGCCCAGCGUCGCUCCUUGGAAGACAUGCGCAAGCAGCGUCUUGACAUGUUCAUGCGAGGCUUUGGCUCCAUCAAUGAAUACCUGAAGGAGAUGUAUCAGAUGAUCACGCUGGGUGGAGACGCUGAGCUGGAGCUAGUAGACAGUCUGGAUCCAUUCUCUGAAGGAAUUGUCUUCAGUGUUCGCCCACCCAAGAAGAGCUGGAAGAAUAUUUGCAACCUGUCUGGCGGUGAGAAGACACUGAGCUCCUUGUCUCUUGUCUUUGCCUUGCAUCAGUUCAAGCCUAACCCACUCUAUGUCAUGGAUGAGAUUGAUGCUGCCUUAGACUUCAAGAAUGUCUCCAUUGUAGGACACUACAUUAAGGAGCGAACCAAGAAUGCGCAGUUCAUUGUCAUCUCGCUGCGUAACAACAUGUUUGAGUUGGCCGAUCGUCUGGUAGGCAUCUACAAGACACACAACUGCUCUAAGACGGUUUCUAUUAACCCCCGCAAGCUGGCGGCUCAACAGCCACCACUGACUGAGCAACAGCAGCAGCAGCAGCAGCAGCAACCUGUCACCUGCUCUUGAGGACACAAUCCCCAGCCAUACAAUAGACAGGAAAUAUUCUUCUUGGAAUACUGCACCAGGUGGGCAGAUAAUUCACAUGGACUUGCCGAAUUUUCUUUUGUUUGCCAGAAUUGUUUUUCCAGCAUGGUUUAUACACUUAAUUGCAUUUCGACGAGUUCGGAAGGUCAGUUCUUGUGUGAAGCUCAUUUUCUAUUCUUUUUCCAUUGUAAUCAUGUGUCACCUUUUAAUACCGGAGCUUAAGGCCGUUCAUGUGGUUGAAGUGAAAGAUGCUGUCCAGGCAGAUUCCAGCCACUUUAACUGAGCAACCUACACCAUAUUACACCCAACUUCCAUAUCUUAAAGCUAGAGUGGACUGCAGCUAUCCAAAACAUGACCAACCAAAAUACUUACUUAUUAAAAAGCUUACUUGGUUUAAAGAUGCAAUGACACUUUAAAACUCUCUGUGAAAUUAUUCCUUCUGGCAUGCUGUCAUUUUACAGAAAACAUUAAAAAGGUCAUUUCCAAAGAUGUGUCAAGUGACACAUUUUUGGAAAUUAGCAGUUGGUUUGAAAUUGGGUGAAUGGGUGUGCACAAGCAUUGACACAGUUCAGUAUGUGACAUCACAUAGCUGCAAUUGGCCGUUUGAGAAUGGAUGCUGAUAAUACGGGCGCAGUUGAAAAUAUGGCUCGGCAACUUUUGAAUUAAAAUCGAGAUCCCAGAAUGUUGCUUCCUCGGGAAUAUACAGCAUUCACAGAGCUAAAACUUUGUCAGGUUGUUCAGCACCCUUUUCUUAAGAUUUUGAGCUUUUUGUUGCUUCAAAGGAAAAAGACUGCACAAAUUACAAAUGAUUCUCUCUGCCUUUAAUCCAUUGUACAAUUCUAUUGAUGGGAAAAAUAACAUUGUUGAAACUGUACAGCACAGUGGUCGUGUGAACACAAUAUGCUAUUGCACUUGUCCGAUAUGAAAAUAGGUAAACUCACAUAUAUGUAAAUACAUCAUUAGACAUAAAAUUCUAUUAGCCUUAGAAGUGUAGGAUUAUUGUAUUCCAGUUCACUUGGUCCUUUGUGGCAUGCCAGUCAGAUUUGUCCUUUAGGUAUCUGUCAUGCAAAAACCAGGUUGUAUAAAUGUGGAAUGCAUUGAAUCACGCUUGGAAAUUACCGGUAAUUGUUUAUGUAAAUAUAUGUACACAGAAGUCAUAAGAGUUGCUGGGUGUUUUGUAGAUGUCCGUUAGUUAUGCAGCACAGUUUUCUAUCAGGGCCGAGUCUGGCCCAACUUUGUUACUCCUUUCUCUCCUUGAGUUGAUGAUUUUUUUCAACUGUGUAGAGCACACAGUGUUAAUGUAAAUAUUUAAAAGUUUUGUUUUGGGUUUUUAUUUAAACCAUUUGGUAAUAAAUGAGGAAAGACAAGUAGUAAGUCCAAAA